CACCCUCUGUCACAGUGACGUCACCGCACAGCUAGACGGACAGUUGCAAGCUUCGGGCAGAGAAAUUGUUGACGUUCUGUUUUGAUCGCUUUCGUCUGGAUUUUUGGACAUUACGCCGAAACUACCCGCUAAUAUAGAAGCCUGCCUAUCGACUCUACCAUCACGCCUCAGUGCAGGGAUCCAGCAAAGAUGAAAUGGAUGUUUAAAGAGGACCAUUCCCUCGAGCACCGAUGUGUGGAGUCAGCCAAAAUACGCAACAAAUAUCCGGACAGAGUACCGGUGAUCGUGGAGAAAGUUUCUGGCUCUCAGAUUGUGGACAUCGAUAAGAGGAAGUACCUGGUGCCCUCUGACAUCACAGUGGCCCAGUUCAUGUGGAUCAUCAGGAAACGUAUCCAACUGCCUUCGGAGAAAGCCAUCUUCCUCUUCGUCGACAAAACCGUGCCCCAAUCCAGUCUGACUAUGGGCCAGCUGUACGACAAGGAGAAGGAUGAGGACGGCUUCCUGUAUGUGGCCUACAGCGGAGAGAACACCUUUGGUUACAAAGCCUUUUAUACAACACGGGGUUAAUACUUCACUGAAUACCAGUUACUCAGAGACACACACAAACACACACACACACACACACACACACACACACACACACACACACACACACACACACACACACACACACACACACACACACACACACACACACACACACACAUACUAGGGCCCUACAUAUACUGAUGCAAAAUGUUACAAAUACAAGCUUUUUCCUGUGAUACUCAAGUAACGCACCUGCACACUUGGCAUAGUUAUUGAUGGUCAAUUUUUUGAUACUAGAAAAUAUACAUUUUAUGGCGAAAAUUAACCUACACCAAUAUGCUACAAUGAUCAACAAUGAAGUAACACACUUGUAUUUUUGGAAGGCUCAGAUAAUCAUCAGUGUCAAGACAUGAUUGGUCUUCAGCCAUGGUUACUGUUUCAGGAUCAGUUGUGGAGAGAAAUAUCUGUAACACUGCCGUUAAAAAUAAAUAAUGCACCCUGUAGGCACAUUAAAUAUCAUUAACAUUAAAUAUCAUUGAUAAGUACAUGCCAAUCUUCACUCAUUACACAUCAUGCUACAUUUUGGUAAGGUCUGGCUUUGCUUUCACAGAUAUUUGUGUUGAAGCUGAAGUUAGCAAGAAACUCUAUAACCAUGUGACUAGAAUCAUUAACCACGUUAUGGAUGUAUUUGUAUGGCUUAUUGUAUCGUGUAUAAAAAAUGAAGUAUUUAACUAGAAUGCCGCAGCGCUAUGAUUGGCUAUAAGAACAGCUAUAAGCAGCUAAUGCUAUUUAGCUGGUGAAUGAUAAUGGAUGUCUGCUAGCAGAGAGGCAGCCUGUUUAAAGUGUCCCCCCCUGAGGGCCAGGGACCAGCAGUGUUACAGAGUGCUUCCAAGCCUGGCUCUUAUGUAUUUUAAUGCAUUAUGUCAGAUGUUGGUUAGCCCCGAACGGGAUUCAUACUCAUGAUGCCAACAGCAAGCCAUGAACCUCAGUGACCCGCUGAAGAAAUUAACACUUUACUUGAAGUAUGAUGUGUUUUAGUGUUCUCAUCCCACUUACAGGAAAACUCAAGCGGAACCUCUAGUACAAUGCACUUUACAUGUUCUCCGCCUACACCAAUUGUCUAGCCCUACAUAAGUAAGAGGUUUCUACACCCCCCCUCACAUUGUCACUUUAAUUUGUCAAACACAACUCUUACUCAAAGUGAUAAUAUUUACAGCAUUUGGGUGUUAGCUUCUAGUUGUCUUUUUUUUUUAACCAGUGGCAUUGAUUUUGAGACAACAAAAAGACUUCAUGAACCCAACAUCGUUAAGCCCAGCAGUCGUCAUCCUUCUACAGAUAUGGAGGGCUAAAUGAAAAAGUUGUGGCAGAGCCACUGUGCGGCACCCGCUUAGCUGAUAACAGCACAAUUAGCGGCUAGGAGAAUUAAACGUUGUUGAGUUUUGAGUAAAAGUUAGUAGGCGAUUGUUCUUCAGUUCUUCAGGAGGCUCCAACAUGACUUCAAAUGAAUGUUGCUCAAUGUCUGCUAGAUGCUACAUAGACAACUUUUAGUGCUAGAAAAAAACCACUUAUGUCUUGUAAUAUUCAAUGUGUCAGGCUUGCCCAGCUUUAAACACGUUAUGGUAUUUCAUCUAUUUUGUUGUUUAGUAUGUUUUCCUUUUUUUUUCCUUUCUCACAGCUUGAGCCACGCAGUCAUUAUCAAAAAGUGGACGGAUAAAAAGCUAAUGGCAAUGCAUUAGUCAUUCCUCUUUAGUUCUUUUUCGGUAUUCUGAAAAAUGUUAUGUCCCAGAGGAAGCAGGCAAGACAUUGAGUCAGUCAGUAUAUAGCAGUGGAACAACACCCCCCCCCCCACACACACACACACAUUGCUUGAUUGCUUGGCCUUGAAUAAGGUAAAUUUGUGUUUAACAGAAAAACUGCAAAUACACUGUGAGCCACACCUAGGUACAUAACAUAAGAUUUACUUUAUUAAUCCCAGACUGGAAACAUGCCCAUUAUAUCUUUUUAUAUGUUAAUAAUUAAAGCACACAGGGCUCAGUGGAAAUAAUAGUGAAUAGAAAGUGUUUUCCACGUGUUAAUGAUUAAACUUGAUACUUAAUGAACACUGUGUUCAUGGGUGAAAUGUACUGCAGCUUUAUUCACGUUUUAAAUGCUUCAAGUAAAGUGUUGCUCAUGUGUUUUGCUUUAUGAGUGUUUGAGCCUCAUGACCUUAUCUGUAGUUUUUGGUGCUGAAUCAGAGUCAAAGUCAUCAGGCAUUUUUCCAUCCUUGACUUGACCCAUAAAAGUAUUCAUAAAUGUGCACCAUGAGCUGAUUCAGGCUUUAAACACAGUAUGUAGAUGUGUAAUAUAUUGCUAUACUAUUCUGUAUUGUUUUAUUUCUUCAGUGUUGUAUGUUGGUUAAAUAUUACUUAAAGACAUUUUAAAUAUUUGACCAAGGUAAGGUAGCUGGAAGAGCUGACCAAUAAAAAUAAAUGAUACACGAA
Messenger RNA from Eleginops maclovinus (Patagonian blennie), 3008 nucleotides. RefSeq names its product GABA(A) receptor-associated protein like 2 (gene gabarapl2). The transcript has 4 exons. Bases 190 to 567 code for a protein of 125 amino acids. Gene Ontology annotation, molecular function: ubiquitin protein ligase binding. The record is from RefSeq and is a predicted model, not a curated record. Gene Ontology annotation, cellular component: cytosol; autophagosome membrane; autophagosome. NCBI's taxonomy places the organism in Eukaryota, Metazoa, Chordata, Actinopteri, Perciformes, Eleginopidae. Gene Ontology annotation, biological process: macroautophagy; cellular response to nitrogen starvation; autophagy of mitochondrion.